AUGUCGAAUCAAGCCUCCAAUCAAAAUGGCCAAGAUGAUGGCGGUGACAAUGAGGAGUAUUUGAAUAUUGGCCGGUGUCCGGAACCACGCUCGUACCUGCGAAAAUAUUGUACCAUAACCAUUUUGGAAAGUGAUUUAAAUGAUGACCUAAGUGUCAACGAAUUAUCCCUGACCGUCUUGAGCUGUAUGGACGUUCUCCCGGAGUUCGGUAAGGACGAACGGACCUUGCCACCGACUGCCCAGCUUCCACGGCCCCAGUUCACUUCUUCUAUGAUUCCGCCAAUCAUUCCAGCAUUCCUUCUUCCUCUGCUAGCUCCUCCGGAAACAAUUGUGUUACCGGCCACAACCGACAUUCCUGACCAACUGGAAGGCGCGGAUAUCGACCAUAAGUCAGCAUGA
Molecule: messenger RNA, 399 nt
Organism: Opisthorchis viverrini
Lineage: Eukaryota; Metazoa; Platyhelminthes; Trematoda; Opisthorchiida; Opisthorchiidae
Exons: 2
Coding region: 1-399 (132 amino acids)
Source: RefSeq, a predicted model, not a curated record